This is a messenger RNA of Centruroides sculpturatus (bark scorpion), 1481 nucleotides long. RefSeq lists its product as uncharacterized. The coding region runs from base 93 to 1301 and encodes 402 amino acids. The transcript is spliced from 2 exons. The record is from RefSeq and is a predicted model, not a curated record. Lineage: Eukaryota; Metazoa; Arthropoda; Arachnida; Scorpiones; Buthidae.
GCCCGUCGGUAAAUCGCCUCAUUUGCAUAUUAACGCCAUCCGGAAAGUCGCUGGAAAGCUUUCAGUGUGGCAGUCCGGGAGGAAGUAGUGAGAUGCUCUUAGAGAAGAAUCUUCGAAUUCACCCGUUUGAGUUUGCCUCAAACAAAAUGCUAAACGUAGUAGAAAAAGGAAGAUUCGAUGAGGAUCGAGUGAGUAUAGUAGGACGUAACGGCCAAUCUUUCGUCGUGUGGAGAAAAUCCUUGAUAGAAAAGGGAGGAUUACUGAAAAACUCCGUAACGUUGUGUCCGAACGAAAGCAAGUUUAUCCUCAAACUACCUCUAACACCGGGAACACUGAAUCAACUCGUCAGAUUUCUGACAGACAAAAGUGUUACUUUUACUUAUGCAGACGAUGCAUUCCGAAUGUACUUAUUGGGAAAACGUUACCGCAUUAGCCCACUAGUGAAAAUAUGGUUUUAUUAUCUCGUCGGAAUGAUUUAUUCUCACUCUCACCACGUUUAUCGUAUUCAUAGUUUGGCCGUCAGACACCACGAAAAACAGUUGCAAUAUUAUUGUUUCAAACGAUUGAAUAGCAGUGACGAAAGUAUAUCACGUUCCGACGAUUUCAAAUCGUGCGAAGAAACUAAUAUUUACGAGUUAUUGACGUGUCCGGCCUACGUCAAGGUGGAGAAACAUCAUCAGUUGCUCCGACUUCGCAACCGGGUGAAAGAAACAUUCGCUAUUGAACCGGAACACCUAAAAGACAUCCCGAAAAACAUCAAUAAUGAUUUUCGAUCGGCAAGACAAUUUCCCGCUGGUAAAAAUGUGGCCCAAUUACUGGCAGCAAUUUCUGCUAACGUUAAACAGCGAAAACGUUCCAAUUAUUUUCUGUUACUCGCCUUAACUCUGGCGAGAAAAGGAAUAUUGUCAGAAAAUAAAAAGACGGAAGACAACUUGCUGUUUAUGGCCGAUAUCUGGGUACCGGAAGACUACAUUGUAGACUCAAUUAAAUUGCCAAUCAUCCAUCGUAGAUCCGGAGGAAUUAAGGUUUUGGUCGGUGUUAAGAAUAGUUAUUCGCGGUGUUUCGUGUACAAAAGAGGUAUCUGCGACCCGAACGGAGUCGUACCGUUAGAAAAACUGAAAUUGUUGCCAAAGCGAAGCUUUCAUAUAUUUUCGGUUAAAGUUCCGAAAGAGGAAAUCGAUUCGACUAAAAUUAAGGUUCUAAACAAAAGGAAUUACGUUCCAAUAUACGAUUUCCGAGACGAAAGUACGAGAGGUGAAGACGAAAAGACGAAAUUUAUCUGUGAUAUUAACGUUAUUUAAAAUUUAAUAAAGGCUUUAUUAUAAGACGAGUCGGUGUUUUUAACAGAAAAAUCCUUCGAUUGUGAAAGGUUUUUAAUUCGAACGAUGCGUAUGAAUUUUACAAAAUUACGAAAAAUUUCUAUUCAUUUAAUUAAUAAUAAAUAAUAAUCCCAUCUUUACCGCGAAUAGAAAUGAUUUUAC